Messenger RNA from Pedinophyceae sp. YPF-701, 1362 nucleotides. Lineage: Eukaryota; Viridiplantae; Chlorophyta; Pedinophyceae. The record is from the annotation of a GenBank genome assembly.
AUGAGCGGCCUCAUCAACAUCGGGGCGGACAACGCCGACGAUGCGCACUACCGCUACAAAAUGCCGAAGCUGAUCGCCAAGAUCGAGGGGCGCGGCAACGGCAUCCGCACGAACGUGGUGAACAACGUGGACAUCGCGAAGGCGCUGGCGCGGCCGCCCGAGUACACUUUGAAGCACUUUGGCACGGAGCUGGGCGCGCAGACGCGGUUCGAUAAGGGCCAGGGGACGUCGAUCGUGAACGGCGCGCACGACGCGAAGGCGCUGUCGGAGAUCCUGGAGAAGUUCAUCAAGCAGUACGUGCAGUGCUACGAGUGCGGCAACCCCGAGACGGUCAUGCGCGUGAAGCGCGACCAGAUCACGAUGCGGUGCAAGGCGUGCGGCGCCAAGUCCGAGGUGGACCCGCGGCUGAAGCUGAACACGUUCAUCAUCAAGAACCCGCCGCCGAAGGAGGAGUCGAAGCAGGAGAGGAAGGUCAAGGCGAAGAUGGAGGCUGCGGUGGCGGGGGCGGUGAGCGAGGGCGUGGUGGUGGAGCCGAGCCCGAAGGCGAAGAAGGAGAAGAAGGAGAAGAAGGAGAAGAAGAGCAAGAAGGAGAAGAAGGAGCGGCGGAGCGCGCGGGGCGAGGACGGGGAGGGCGGCAGCGAGGGGGGCGGGUCGGGCGAGGGCAACGGCGACGCGUCGAGCGGGGACGACUCCGGCGACGACGGCGACGUCGAGUGGAUGGUCGACACGUCCGAGGAGGCGGCGCGCCAGCGCGCGCAGGAGCAGCUCAGCGGCGCCGUGGCCAAGCUCGUGGGCGGCGAGGCGGCCGAGGCCGUGGCGCAGGUGGACGAGCUCGCGGCGCGGCUCGCGGAGGAGCUCACGCUCGAGGACGCGGUGCCGGCGCUGCGCGCGGUGCUGCCGACGAAGAAGCCGCUCGAGGCCGCGACGCUGGUGCAGAACCUCAAGGUCCCCGGGGGGCUGCUGGGGGCGUACCGCGCGCUGUACGAGGCGCUCUUCCUGUCGGACGACGGCACGACGACGCGCGACAACCGCGCGCUGCACGACCUGGCCGAGGAGAAGAAGCUUGUGCUGGCGGCGUGCGGGCGGGACGCGGUCGGGCAGGCGGCGCAGCUGGUGGCGCUGGAGUACCUGGUGGCGAACGUGGUGCCCGCGCGGACGGCGGAGGCGGCGCUCGUGAUGAAGCUGCUGUUCGAGUACGACAUCGUCGACGAGGAGACGUUCCCGGCGUGGGCGGCCAACACCAAGGCGAGCCGGAAGGCCGGGGUGGCGAAGGAGCGCGCGAUGGAGGUGCGCGAGGCCGUGCAGCCGUUCCUGACGUGGCUCGCGGAGGCCGAGUCGGACUCGGACGACGACGACGAGUAG